Meleagris gallopavo (turkey) is the source of this 541-nucleotide messenger RNA. NCBI's taxonomy places the organism in Eukaryota, Metazoa, Chordata, Aves, Galliformes, Phasianidae. The record is from RefSeq and is a predicted model, not a curated record.
CCCUGACCCUCAUCCAUGUCCCCGUCCCCUUCUCCCGUCCCCACGGCCGUUCCCACCCUUAUCCCCGUCCUUUGUUCCCAUCCCUAUCGCUGUCCCCACCGCCACCGCUGCCCGUCCCCACGUCUGUCCCCAUUCCCUCCCAUCCACGUCCACGUCCCCACUCGUGUCCCCGCUCCCCCAGCCGCGGGCUCCCGGCAGCUGCAGCCGUGGCUGAUCGGUCUCACGGCGGUGGUGGUUUUCCUAUUCGUGGUUUUCGUGCUGCUGCUGGCGGGGCGGCUUUGGCGACUGCGGACGCGCAGAGAACGCGAGGACGACUCGGAGAAGCGAUCGACCCACAGCAUGGAGCGUGCAGCCUACAGCAACGCCGCGGCCGAGAAAGACAGCGACGACGAACGGGAGAAGAGCAAAGCCACGUCGCUGUGACACGCGUGGGCUUCCCUGGCUGCUCCGUUCCGCGCCGCGUUUUGCGGAGCUCCGUUCGGCCGACGGCAAAACCCGGAGCGAAUCGGAGCGGGAUGGAGCGGGGGGGAGGGAGGGGGAG